Molecule: messenger RNA, 1103 nt
Organism: Cicer arietinum (chickpea)
Lineage: Eukaryota; Viridiplantae; Streptophyta; Magnoliopsida; Fabales; Fabaceae
Source: RefSeq, a predicted model, not a curated record
CGAAAUGAAUGUCAGAAUUCUGAUCACAGAAUAAAUUAUUUCCAUAUAAAAAAAUAAAACCAAGGAAAGAACAACGCACAUGGUAUAGUGGGUAUGUUAUGAUUACGUAUCAUAGCUAUAAAGUCUUAUAUCCUCUUUCUCGUUUUCUUUCGCUCUCAAUUCUUUACCCUCAUUUUUCUUCACUUCACUAUUUUCCACCGAAAACCUUGUUUUCUUUCUUUCUCUUUUCCUCUUAUCUGUAAUGUGGCCACAUUGGUUGAAUUCACCGCGACGCUUCGGAAAUUCGCCGCCGUCAUCGCCACCGUUACAUUUGCAAACUCGCUCCGUCAACUUCUCCUGUUCUUCAUUCAAAGACAUUCAAACUCUAAUCCAACCCGAACCCGAACCGGAUUAUCCAAAAUCUCCUUCCUUAUUCCGUCGCAUUCGCAUCUCCACCGCCGUUCUCCGUGCCUUAGGUUCAUCCCGCACCGCCGCUCCUCCGCCGAAAAAACUCGUACUACCUCCCGGUCUAGAUCAGUACGUCGUCGUCUACUACACAAGCCUCCGCGUCGUCCGCCGUACCUUCGACGACUGCCGCAUCGUCAGAUCGAUCCUCCGCCAUUUCCGCGUCGCCAUCGACGAACGCGACGUGUCGAUCGACGAUCGAUUCCGCGACGAACUCAACGGGAUCCUAGGUCGUCGGAACGUAACCUUACCUAGGGUUUUCAUCGGCGGUGUUUACAUCGGCGGCGUUGAAGAAGUUAAACUGUUGCACGAGAGCGGUGAACUGCAUCGGUUGAUCGAACGGUUGCCGAGGUCGAAUCAGAACGGUUGUGAUUUCUGUGGAGGGUUCAGAUUUGCUGUGUGUGAUGAGUGUAACGGUAGUCAUAAAGUAUUCACGGAGAAAAGUGGAUUCAGAAGCUGUUCAUCUUGCAAUGCUAACGGUUUGAUUAGGUGCCCUGCAUGUUUCUUCGUGCUGCCGCGACUCACCAAAUAGUUGCUUAUUUUCUCAGUUAGUUACAGCUCACAAACAACUCACCCAACUGAAACAAAGAACUUGAGAAAAUAUUUAUUGUUUAUUUCAUAAAUUAACUUAGAGUUUAAUAGUAUAGACUAUUAUUAUC